AUGCCUUUGCCAUUCAUCGCCGAGUUCUUUUGGGUUGGUAUACCCGGCCUUCCAUCUGCCUGGACGACUCUCAAAGGCCUCGUGGCAAUCGCCAUAAUCUCAGCGGUGAAAUGGCUUUGUAUCGGCGCUACAAACACCUCGGAGAGGAAGCUCCACAGCAAAGUCGUUAUGAUAACAGGAGGCACAUCUGGAAUAGGAGCAGCAAUAGCCCUCGACCUGGCGAAGAGGGGCGCGCAACUAGUCCUCCUCGUCCGCCAGUCCCCUAAGGAUCUCUUUCUCAUCGACUACAUCGAGGAUUUACGAGAACGAUCGGGAAACGAAUUAAUCUAUGCUGAGCAAGUCGACUUGUCCUCCCUGCAUAGUAUCCGCCUGUUUGCGACGAAAUGGAUUGACAAUGCGCCGCCACGCCGCCUAGAUAUGAUAAUACUGUGUGGUUCGACUCUUACACCACCUGGCAAGCCCCGAGUCCUCACUGAAGAGGGCUUGGAAAAAUCGUGGAUGGUCAAUUAUCUUGCCAACUUCCAUCUUCUUAGCAUACUAAGUCCGGCAAUCCGAGCACAGCCCCCGGAUCGCGAUGUACGUAUCAUAUUUGCAACCUGCUCCUCAUAUAUCACGUCCCCUGCGAUCGGAGAUGGGAGCGAUGCUCUGACGACGAAAGAUUGGACACCGGCGAAAGCAUAUGCUCGAAGCAAACUGGCACUGUUGAUAUUUGGGCAGGCUUUUCAGAAACAUUUAGACGCGUACAAGCGGCCGGAUGGGAUUCCUAUGACUGCACGGGUCAUAUUCGUGGAUCCAGGAUACUGCAGAACGCCAGGUAUGCGACGGUGGCUCACAAGGGGAUCACUUUGGGGGUUGGCAGUAUAUUUAGUAUUCUGGCAGAAUAUUUGGCUGCUGUUGAAGAGCCCUGAAGGUGGAGCUCAGAGCUUCCUUUAUGCUACCAUGGAAGCUACUCUCGGGCGUGGAUCUGGUGGGAAAUUAAUCAAGGAAUGUCGAGAAUUGGAAUUCGCCCGGAAUGUCAAAGAUGAAGAUGCUGCAAAGAAGUUGUGGCAGGGCAGCGAGAAGCUUAUUGAGGAAGUUGAAAAGCGAGAGGCCGUGAAAAGAGCGCUACGGAAAAAGGAGAAGGAAUCAGAGAAGGCACAGCAGCCAGCGGAGGUCCCAAGCAAAUCGGGUACAGCCACUAGCGACACCAAGAAGAAUGCAUCAAAGUCUCGGAAGCAGAGGAAAACUAAAUAA
This is a messenger RNA of Venustampulla echinocandica, 1233 nucleotides long. RefSeq names its product putative retinol dehydrogenase 13. The transcript has a single exon. NCBI's taxonomy places the organism in Eukaryota, Fungi, Ascomycota, Leotiomycetes, Helotiales, Pleuroascaceae. The record is from RefSeq and is a predicted model, not a curated record. Bases 1 to 1233 code for a protein of 410 amino acids.